UGAGGAACAGCGGUUUAUGCAGUUAGCGUUUUGUUUUUCCGAAGGAGUGUCAGACGCUCCUCUCCUGCUCUCGAAGGAGUUUUCUCCUGGGUACUGCAGUUUAUCACUAUCAGCCUAAGUCAAAACCAUGGCUCCCAAAUCUCCACAGAAGAGCCCAGGUGGCAAAAAAAAGUUACAGGGCAAACGACGCAAACAAAUCUUAACGGUUCAUGAAGAAGAGGAACCAGUGAAUAUGGAGAGCAUGGGUCAUCCGGAAAUUUAUCCUUUAGUAUUGACUACCAAAACCCAGGAAAUAUUUAACUGCAGAAUAGAUGAAGAUGUCACCGAGGAAACACCUUAUAAGCUGAUCAAAAAGGAAGACAUUUUGGAGGACUUGCAGAACAGAGCUGCUGUGUCUGACUUCCACCCAGUCAAGAAACUUGUGCGGGAAUAUCCUGGUAAUGAGAUGCUGCUCGUUUAUGACAAAGACUUCAAAUAUGGACUUAAUUUUUACCUUAUUGGCACUGAAGAAGGCAAAGAAAACUAUUUAAAUUUUCCAGAAGUACCUGAAGAACAGGAAGAAUUGAAAGAACUUGUUCCUGAAGACAUAUAUGUUUAUAAACCACCUGUCUCUAAACCUUGGGUUUCUUUGGGCAGUGAAAAAGAAAUUGAGGAAGAAUCAGUUAAGGAAUCUACAAAGCGGAUCACGUACAUGAUUUCACGUAAACGACGUCAAUUUGGUGCACCAGUUUCAUUCAGUGACCAGAAUGCUUCCAGUGUUAAAGAUGCCUACAUUGAAUGUACGGCCUACCCAGAUAAGAAUUUCACCCUCACACAACUUGAGAAAGAUGUUGGUAUGCAAGCAGUCCCCUAUAUCAAAGACACAAGUACUCAGACCAGGUGGACAUACCCCAAAAAUGCUGCUACACAAUAUCAUGCAAGAGAGUUCUCAGAAGAGGAAAAAGAGACAUUUGGACAAUCAAAGUCUUUGAUUGAUUUUCUUAACAAUGUGUCCGUAAGUGUUGAAAUAGCCCUGCAGCAAAAUGAAAUCAUGGACACAUUUAUUGAUGACUGGAGACACCUGGCAGAAGAGGAAGGCACAUUUGGGGACAAGUCCGACACUCACCUGAAGGAGUACCAGUCCUUCACGGACCUUCAUAGCCCCAUGGAGAAGAUGAUCACCUGUGUGUCUUGGCACCCAACUAUCUAUGGGCUGAUAGCUGUGUCGGUGGCUGUGCGUCUCUCCUUUGAAAACAGAGUCCAGUUUUCUGGUAAAUUGUUGCUGCAGCCAUCACUAAUUCUUUUCUGGAGUUUCUCUGAUCCCAUCCAUCCUCAGUUAAUGCUAGAAAGCCCAGAUGACAUCUUCUGUUUCCAGUUCUGUCCCAGUGACCCCAACAUCAUCGCUGGAGGCUGUAUAAAUGGACAGGUUGUCAUGUGGGAUAUCACUUCACACGCAGAUCGCAUAGAAAACAUCAAGGCAGGGGGUAGCAGAAGUAAAAAAGUCGCUCUCAAGCCUAUGUUUCUCCUUGAACCAGACAGUAAUAAGGAAGCGAUGUAUAUCAGACACUGCGCAGUCUCUUCAAUAGAAAACGGACACAAGAAAGUAAUUACAGAUAUCCACUGGCUGUCUGAUACAUUUGAGAUUAACAGACUGGGCUCUGUCUAUGAGAAUCGAAGUGGAAUAUCCUGUCAACUUGUGACGUGUUCAGCAGAUUGCACAAUAUGUUUUUGGGAUAUUAGACCACAGAAAACUUUAACCCCACAAGUGACCGAGAAAAAGAAAGAAGAAACCAUUGAAAUUCCUUUUGAUGUCCCUUCUACCUUUUUACAUCUAGAUCUCGCCUGGAAACCUCUCACUAAGUUAAGGUUGUCUAAGGGUGAAACAAGUUUAGACCACUGCCCAACCAAGAUCAGCCUGAAGGAAGACCAUCUUCUUUACAAGGCACAAGACAAAAUGCUAUUGCAGACCAAAGCAGUGAAGGCAGGGGAGAUGAAUCCAUACCAUAAUCUGGAAGUGGGAAUGUCCAAUUAUCUGAAGCCAAUAGACGAGUUCUGCACAAAGUUCUUUGUAGGGACAGAGGAGGGCGAAGUGAUAUACACAGAUUGGAAAAUGGAAAGAGACCCUGAAACUGGCCGAUUGAUGACAAAGAAGCCAGUGAGCCUGUACACGGUCCACGACGGCGCCGUCCACACUGUGCAGAGGUCACCUUUCUACAAUGACAUUAUCCUCACCAUUGGCGGAUGGAACGUGGCCAUCUGGAAGGAAGGUAUCAUGACUGGGCCCCUCCUUCAGUCAUGCUGUGCACCAAAAAGGUACACCUCAGGACACUGGUCCCUGACAAGACCUGGAGUUUUCUAUAUUGGUCGAGAGGACGGAUACAUUGAUAUCUGGGACCUUCUGGAGAAGACACAUGAACCAGCCUUGUCGCAAAACAUUUGCAUAACAAUGAUCACCUACAUCAAACCCUGGACCUUUUCUGCUAAGCAGCAAUUUAUAGCCAUAGCUGAUUAUUAUGGAACACUGCAUAUAUUAGAAAUUCCUUGGACAUUAAGUCACCCUUCUGCCAAUGAGGCAUCAAGUGUCAACCACUACUUUGAAAGAGAAGUCAGGCACCUAGAAUACGUAGAACAGCGCCGAAGUAUUCGUGAACAAGAAAAGAAGGAAAUGGAGCUAGAAAAGGAAAAGAAGAAAGUUAAAGCGUACCAGAAAUCCAAAGAACAAAUGGAGGCUGAAUUAAAAUCAGACUAUGAGAGUUACCUGGAACUGGAGAAGAACACCCUCAUCAAUCUUGGCCUAAUCAAAGUCACAGAAAAAGUGUCAUAUAUGGACUUGAUGUAGAAAAACUUUCCGAAGAGGCAUUUUGGGGACUUUAUGGGUCUUGUUUUUGUAUGAUUUUUUUUUUUUUAUGUAAGGUGAACUCGCUAACUAAACAUUUUAAAUUACAUGUGGGCUUUUAUGCAACUGAUGUUAAAAUUCUGUAUUAUAA
Messenger RNA from Ochotona curzoniae (black-lipped pika), 2966 nucleotides. RefSeq names its product dynein axonemal intermediate chain 3 (gene DNAI3). Lineage: Eukaryota; Metazoa; Chordata; Mammalia; Lagomorpha; Ochotonidae. Gene Ontology annotation, biological process: inner dynein arm assembly; cilium movement involved in cell motility. Gene Ontology annotation, molecular function: dynein light chain binding; dynein heavy chain binding. The record is from RefSeq and is a predicted model, not a curated record. The transcript is spliced from 23 exons. The coding region runs from base 128 to 2818 and encodes 896 amino acids. Gene Ontology annotation, cellular component: inner dynein arm.